Drosophila sechellia is the source of this 524-nucleotide messenger RNA. RefSeq names its product protein new-glue 2. The transcript has a single exon. Bases 1 to 384 code for a protein of 127 amino acids. NCBI's taxonomy places the organism in Eukaryota, Metazoa, Arthropoda, Insecta, Diptera, Drosophilidae. The record is from RefSeq and is a predicted model, not a curated record.
AUGCGAUUCAUAUACGUUCUGCUCUUGGCCCUUCUCGGCUGCGUCCUGCUUGCCCAGCAGGGUUACGGCGCUACAGGCUCGAGCACUGAGAGCUCCUCGGAUAGCACCAGCUCCAGCUCCUCGGACACCACCACUACCGCGACCUCUUCCUCCGACACAACUGAAGCCUCAACCUCGUCCGACACCACCACAGUGGCCUCGUCUGCCACGACUACCACCACUUCUUCGUCCUCGUCCUCGUCUUCGUCCUCCAAAGCGGCCGCCCGUCGCCGCAGGGCCCGUCGUCGUCGCCUGGCCCGCCAACGCCGCAGGCGCCAACAGCGCCAACGACGCCGCCGCCAGCAGCAGCGCAGAAGACGCCAGCAAAGGCAGCGCAGGGGAUAGAUAGAUUGCUCCAGCCCAGGAGGCUUGCUGCCAAGUCAGACAGCUAAUACAAGCCAAAGAUUGAUAUUUUAACUAAAUUGCAGCUGCGUUGCUGUGGGAUAUUCCGUUGCUUAAAAAUAAAGAACAUUUUAAAAAACAAA